Messenger RNA from Aplosporella prunicola CBS 121167, 3795 nucleotides. RefSeq lists its product as uncharacterized. The transcript is spliced from 4 exons. The record is from RefSeq and is a predicted model, not a curated record. Bases 1 to 3795 code for a protein of 1264 amino acids. NCBI's taxonomy places the organism in Eukaryota, Fungi, Ascomycota, Dothideomycetes, Botryosphaeriales, Aplosporellaceae.
AUGGAUCCUCCACCGUCAUAUUCCGUUGAACCUCCUGUUAUCCGUGGCCCAGACCCUUCUAGGCUGCAGAGCCGCCAAAAUGGUAUUUGGGACAAACUGUUCAAAAAGAACCCGAAACAUAAGAAGAGAGGCCCAAUAAGUGAAACGAGCCGCACAUGGAGCCCCGUCACGCUCAAGGCACCACUCCUCUGCAGUGUAAUCAUCAUAUCCGGUGGACUCAUUGUCGUCAUCCAGCUAUUGCUCUCUAGUAGCCAAAAGAAUGAUGGGAUAAUCUUUUCACGAGACAUCAAUGGUCUGCCACUCAGCAAAUCAUUCAGCUACCUUUAUCUCCCGACUAUUAUUGCUGUAUUGUACAGUUUCUUGUGGAGCUGGAUAGAUCUCGAUGCUAAACGGCUGGAACCAUACUACCAACUAUCGCAAGAAUGCGGCGCGUCAGCUGAAGACUCCAUUCUUUUGGAAUAUCCGUAUGAUUUUGCAGGCUUUGUACCAAUCAAAGCCAUCAAGCGUCGCCACUGGCCUGUGUUCACAGCUUCGGUUGCCAUGCUUCUCAUAUUCUGGGGCAUUACUCCAACACAAGCUGGCAUUUUCGCUACAGACAACGUCGUUCGAACAUUCCCUAUGACAAUGCUGAGAUCUACCGGUUAUCUCACAAAUGCGGAGCAAAAUUCUGGACUCACGGCAACAUAUGCCCAGUCAGUGUACAAUAUCGCAUGGCUUAAUGAGAGCUUACCGGCCUUCAUGUCGCGGGACUACAUGUUGGCGCCAUUUGGGCCUCAAGAAAACCUAUCCGAUAUCAAAGACUCGGAAACUUGGACUGGCCAAACAACACGGUACUCUGUUGAUGUUUCUUGCAGCGUUCCCAAAGAAACUAAGGUCGACUAUCUGCUCGGUCCAUGCCAAUAUCAAAAGCCAUCCGCCAGUAUUGGCUUCAAGUACAGGAAAACUUACUCAAGCUUAUAUGUUGGAUACCACGACGAGGAUGGCAUGGCCGACUAUUAUCUAAGUCAAUUUUGCCCUAAGAAUGUUUCACACAGCUUCUUGAUUCGUUGGGUGGCCAAUACCUGGAACACGACGACAACGACGGCGAUCAACGAGACCGCGCUCUACUGCGAGCCCACGUACUACCAACAGGAUGUCAAUGCCACUGUAUCUUUGCCCAGAAAAGCAGUAAUGAACAUUACCACCUUAGGACCUAAAACCCCACUCCCAGAAGAUAUGUUCAACGCAACCAAUUUCGAAUGGGGCAUGAAUUCCGCCGAGCAAAGAUUUGCCAACCGCGGGGACUACCCCACUUCCGGGUGGGCAGACAUGCGGGCCCGUCUAAAUAACAUAGAUGUUGAUACUAACUACCUGCCUAAGAUGGCGUCAUUUGCAAUCGCCGCCCUCCAGCGACCCGCGGCAGACUACCUCGACCCGGAGGUCUUGCGUGCAUCUUACGAGGCUGCCUACCGUUUGCUCUUUUCCCGACAGCUCGUGGACGUGUUGAGCACGAAGCUGGAAGAAGGCACCGCGACAACCGGUCAGCGACAGUACAGAUCGCAAUCUGUCAUUGUGGUACCGGCAUUUGCUUACUUGACGGAAGGACUUCUUGGUGGCGUCAUACUGUUCACUGCUGGCCUGAUUUAUCUCUCGGUUGCGAAACAAAGGAAGCUCAAUUCGGAUCCUGCUGAUAUAUCAUCGUUGAUAAGUCUUGUAGCCGAUUCCCCGGAGUUUCUAGAUGAUAUGAAAAGGUUUGACCGGACUAGUACGAAAUACCUCAACAAGUCCCUCCAAGGAAGGGUCUACAUGCUGGGGCAAGCCGAUGAAGGCAGUGGGUUCCGACUCGAAAGGCUAGACAAAUCCGUCAUCGAGUGCCCGGGGAGCGAACCUGCUUCACAGGACCCUGAAGACGGGCUGAAGAUAGAUGGCAUCCGACCAAGGGAGCUUCGUCUCUGGACUGGCUCGUUCUUGCUUAGCUUUUUCUCCGCUAUGCUCGUCACUUUCGCUGUCCUGUACGCCAAGAUAGAAAGACAGAAUGGUAUCCCUCUUCCGUCCGAGGACCGGUUUGUGCGCCAGCUGGUGGAGAGCUACCUCCCGACAGUCGUCGCAACCUUGAUUGAACCCAUCUGGCUCGUUCUUAAUCGACUGAUCCUUACGCUGCAACCGUUUGAGGAGCUUCGACGUGGAAAGGCACUUGCGUCGAGGUCAAUUGCAGUCGACUACAACUCGCUGCCACCGCAGCUGGUCCUCUUCAAAGCCUUUCGAGCACGACACUUGGUGCUCGGCGCCGUCUGCUGCAUGACGCUGCUCGCGCACUUCUUGUCCAUCGCUUUCAGUGCCCUCUUCUUGGAGAGCGAAGUGAUGGUGUCACACGCAGCGACCUACUCAGCGCCCCUACAAGCGCCGCUUGAUACCUUCGCUCUGAAGAACCGCACAGACUUAUAUCUCCUCAACAACCGCGCCAACACGGAUCAGUUCUACGUCGUCAUGUCCAACCUCACAGCUGGCACGCCGCUCUCAUCUUGGGUCGACGAGCGGUUCUUCUACUUGCCUUUCGAGUCGACCAACGUUACACACCAAUCCUGGAGCCACCGCGCCACGACAAGGGCCUUCGGCGCCGAGAUUCAAUGCGUACCCCUCGAGACAGAAGGCCCAAACACCAUCGCCCUGGACUUUGAUGACAACGCCGGAGGAGUUCAUGUGAACAUCAGCGCCACCAUAGGUGAUCGUGUCUGUGAGACGAAAGACUACGUGGAUUACAUCGGGGGCAAAUUUCAAUCCAAGAUCGCACUCGAGCUUAACAACCUUGCGUGUGGCGACAUCCUGAUCAGCGGCUGGAUACGUGCCAAUGUGACACGUAACCAAAUCUGGACCAGCAAUGGUGCUGAUGAUAUCUCUCAGGUCACGUUUCAUUCGUUGGACUGGACCUUCAUCGCGUGUCGAGCUGUCAUGAAAACCGGCAUGUCCGAAGUCACGGUCGAUUAUCGUGGAAAGGUUCUGGAUGCUUCGCCGCAGCUGAUACCGGAUGACUCCCCCGAAAAGUAUUUCGUGCAGAACAACACAGAGAUCAUCAGCUCGAUCUACCGUGCCUGGAUAUUCCCAGGGCAGGAUACGGGUUCACUCAAUGUCCAGACUUGGCACAACGACUCAUAUCCUUCCGACUUUUACAACUAUCUGAUCCUGAAAUCGACUGAAGACCGGCGCCUGCUGGAUCCUGAUUUGCCACCUCCGACCUUCAACGAGACGGCUCCGAAAUUCGCCGCUCUCUACUCACAGCUGGUGGCUAUUACGCUCAGCGAGAACUCGAAUGUGAGCUUCUCCCCUUCAUCGGCAAACACCCAAGGAAGCAACAUCAAGCCGGAGACGCGCAUCUUCAUGUCCAAGCCCAUGUUCCUCAUCGCGGAGGCAAUUUUGGGUCUGUACGUCGUUGUUCUGGUCGCCGUCUACGUGCGCCGCCCUUGGCGCAUCCUGCCCCGAUUGCCGACGACGAUCGCGUCCAACAUUGGGUACUUCGCUGCGAGCCACGCGGUGCUGGACCUGAAAGGAACGGGGGCCAUGUCGGUGGCAACCAGGAACAAGCAUCUGGCGAGCAUGGGCCACAGGUACGGGUUUGGGACCUUUGUUGGCACGGAUGGCAAGCCACACAGAGGCAUCGAACGGCAGCCAUAUUUUGCGCCGUUGACCAAGACGGCACUUACCACGAAGGAACAAGACAACGACGGCGACAAAGCAGGCGAGGCCAAGCGUCCUUGGACGUCUUACUUCCAGUUGAAGAACCCGAGCACAAAUCGGGUCGUCGAAGGGGGGUGGCUUUGA